Molecule: messenger RNA, 405 nt
Organism: Gongylonema pulchrum
Lineage: Eukaryota; Metazoa; Nematoda; Chromadorea; Rhabditida; Gongylonematidae
Source: the annotation of a GenBank genome assembly
AUGAGCAGUGCAAUUAAAGCGAAUACACAGACGUCUGCAGCACAGAAAAUCGAGUUAGACGAAGCAUUUGUGCGGUCUCCUGGCAGUUUAAGUUUCAGUGAUGAAGAUGACAGCAGUUAUGAAGGAGCGGACGAUAGUGCGUUCUUUUUUCUGAAUAUUUUUAGAAUAACUGAAGACUUGUUUGUACUUGAUGAGGAUGUCGUGCCGGAAAGCGAAACGGGUAAAUUAGACGAGCGCUUCACUGAAUUUUGUGUUGAUGGUUCUCUUCGAACGGAAUCUGAUGAUCUAAUCGUAACUCUUUGUCUCUGUGAUGGCCAAAAUAGCGUCUGCGGUGAUGCUCGGUUUCAGCCACUGGCUGAAGAUGCCUCAUUGGCUCACGAAUUCAGUCGUUAUUUGCGUGCUUGA